Scophthalmus maximus (turbot) is the source of this 5638-nucleotide messenger RNA. It is a transcript of the gene st6gal2a, whose product is annotated as ST6 beta-galactosamide alpha-2,6-sialyltranferase 2a. Gene Ontology annotation, molecular function: sialyltransferase activity. NCBI's taxonomy places the organism in Eukaryota, Metazoa, Chordata, Actinopteri, Pleuronectiformes, Scophthalmidae. The record is from RefSeq and is a predicted model, not a curated record. The coding region runs from base 551 to 2191 and encodes 546 amino acids. The transcript has 8 exons.
UCUCAUAUGUGGAUGUGGGAAAAAGGGCCAGCAACAAUGUGACAGGCAACACAAGCCCCGCCGCUACGACCAGUGGAUAUCUGCCCGGCACACGGAGCGCGGAGGCGGCGAGCCCCCGGACGGAGCCGCACGCUCGGCGCGCAACAAGGCCAACGGGACCGAAAUGGACCGGCGGGCAGCAGCAGCAGCGGCACCAGCAUCCCCAUCCACCGAGGACCGACACGGGUUCUAGGUUCCUCCACAGUGAGGAGUUCAUCCACAGCACAGGCCUGCACGCUGCUCUACAACUUGAGGAGAAGAUGCUUCAUUGUUCCCUCGACCCUCUUGUUAUUGUCGAACAGCCUCGUGCACAUGGUGUGGCUUGAAAACAGGACCCCCCCCCCAGGCUCAUUUACAAUCCAGGGUCCUGUUGUAUCCUGGCGGGACACAUGAGCAUGAAGAAAUAGAAGCAUCAUUUGAGGCCCUCCAGCUGACUUCCGGGCUAAGUCCUGGCUGUGAGGCUUUGUUGGUGGUGGGCCAGCUGAACAGGUGUCUAUGUGAGUGAGAGGUAAUGAAGUCCAGUAUGAGGCAGUGGCGUAGGCUGGUGCUGGUGGGAAUGCUGGCCUGGGUUCUCCUCUUCCUCGCCCUCCUCUCUUACUUCCUGGAUGCUCGCGUGGACGCGCCCCUGACCUCUGCUGGCUCUUUACUCUCCCAGCACCCCGACACACGUCGCCUGGCCUCCAUACAGGCCUCCCAUCAACAGCAUGCCAUCAUGGGCUCCCGACCUGAACUGGCUUUGGCGUUAACUACAACCUACCCUGGAGACGAGCCGGAGCCGGAGCCCUCCGCCAGCUCCGUGACCCCAGAGUCCAGCCUGGAGGUGAGCCACAGCCCCAACAGUGCUCCCUAUGCCAUCUAUGGUAGCCAGGAAGCCAGCCGCCAGGACUACCUGGACCCCCAGAGCCUGGCUGCCUGGUCCUCCUUUGGUACAGAGAAUGUGGGUUCUCACUCAGACCCCGCAGUCCAAAGUCGUGAGAGAACAUCUCAGACCAAAGAGUAUCAGAAGCGUGUGAGCACCACAAACCGUCACGGUGGGGGGGAGGAGGAGGAGGAGGAGGAGGAAGAUGCUAGUGAAAAUGAGGAUGAAGAGCUGGGAAACAAAAUGAGGGUGACAGCACACAGGAGGGCCGGUGGGGUCUCCUCUGAUUUGGAGGAAUACUACUUCUCCAAGUCUGCCUCUGUGGUGCACCGGCUGUGGCGGGGCCAUGUGUCCGCCGACAUGCUGAGUCCUCGGCUGCAACGCGCCAUGAAAGACUAUGUGAGUGCCAACAAACACCAUGUUUCCUACAAAGGGCGUCGCAGGGCUGCCCAGCGUGCCAAGGAGCUGCUCUGUCAAAUGAAAGCCCAGGCCCGACUGAGGACGGUGGACGGGUCGGAGCAGCCCUUCUCCUCGCUCGGCUGGGCCCGUCUCGUGCCGUCCCUUCCGCUGGAACAACUUCACAGGCAGCAGGAGAGGAGCAGCUUCAAGAGCUGUGCGGUGGUCACCUCGGCUGGUGCCAUCCUGCGCUCAGGACUGGGCAAAGAGAUCGACACUCACGAUGCAGUUUUACGGUUCAACGCUGCUCCUACGGAGGGAUACGAGAGGGACGUGGGGAACAAAACCACUGUACGCAUCAUCAACUCGCAGAUUUUGGCCAAUCCUAGGCAUCGAUUCAACACAAGCUCUAUCUACAAGAAUGUGACCCUGGUGGCCUGGGACCCUGCACCGUACACUGUCAAUUUACACAAGUGGUACGCCAGUCCAGACUACAACCUGUUCGGCCCAUAUGUGGAGCGCCGCAACCUCCACCCUGGCCAGGCUUUCUACAUCCUUCACCCCAGCUACGUGUGGCAACUCUGGGAUGUGAUUCAGGGCAACACUCAGGAGAACAUCCAGCCCAAUCCUCCCUCAUCUGGCUUCAUAGGCAUCCUCCUGAUGAUGUCGCUCUGCGAGCAGGUGCAUGUGUACGAGUACAUUCCCUCCAUGAGACAGACGGACCUGUGCCACUACCACGAGCGUUAUUAUGACGCGGCCUGUACACUGGGUGCCUACCAUCCCCUCCUAUAUGAGAAGAACCUGAUCCAGCGGAUCAACACGGGCCCCGAGAGUGACCUGCGCAGGAAGGGACGGGUCACUCUCCCAGGCUUCAGCACCGUCAACUGUGACAUCUGAAAUAUGAGACCUGACCCUCUUCUCAUACAAACAAAAACACACACUGGCCUUUUUCUGGCUGACUAAGGGAGAGGUGCAAUAAAGCCACUGGAGACAAGGAGGCUGAAAUGUACAAGACUCAAAUUAGACCCAUGAAGAACAUAAGCCAUAGCCCUCCAGGGAAGGAUCAAUGCGGAGGCUUCUGAAAGAACGUGUCUUCAUCAAGAUGGUUUACUAGACCAGAGAUUUCCAGGAAGAGUUGUCCAAGAUGUGGAUAUGAAAAAUAUGUUUCUCUCUGCUUUAGCUGAGCCACGUUAGCUUUUGAGCUGACUGGGGGUAGCGUCAGAUCAGUGUUUUUAGAUAGACAAGUGAAUUUUCAAUAACUGGGUGUGUUUCAAUGGUGUAAAAUGUGUGUUUUUCAAUAGUAUGGGUGGUUCCCCACUUAAAGGAAAUGCCACUGUUAAUAAUGGCGGAUGUUUGUGUUCCUUUCUUAGGGGUCCAAAGGGUUGUGAAAAAGCAAGGAAGUCGUCCGUGCUGAAUGUCACAAAUGCAACAUGAUUUUACACACGCACACACACACACACACCAUUAUAUAAGCAGAUAUAGCGUCUCCAAAGAGACAGUCACGCCGUCACAUCAUAAUCUCUGUAGCAGGUCUUCCUGUUUGACAUUCCUCUGAUAUCAUCUAAUGAAUACUAAAUUACUGUCCUGUGCAUGCUGACUCACAAUCACUUCUCGUUCACGUUUUGGACAAUUAUCCGUUCAGUGACAAAAAGCCAGUUAAAAGUUUUUGGUUUUUCUUCCUUUUUCUGAAGAUGUAAUUGGAUCAGAGUUAAUGGGGACAAAAUGGAUAAAAACAGAACAAACAGGUGCUCAGAACAGCAGCAACCCUCUGCCUGGUGGUCGUCGGAACACUUUCCUCGGGUUUGCCUUGCGGCUGUUCGUACACAUGCAGUAGCCUACAUACUGUGGCAGUACAGUAGUACAGUGCAGCUUGGUUGCCAUGAGCCAUGCGGAGCAAUUGAUAUUGCUGAAUUUAUCUUUGUCAGGGGAUUCUCGUCUCUGCCUCAGCAAUCGCCAGCCCCCAAGUUUUUUCAUUGUCAGUUCAGUCUUUAUUGAAUGUAAUUUUAACCACUGUGUGGCCAAACCCUUCCUGGAGCUCACUGCUGCAGCGUGGUCUCUGUGUGCAGCUCGUCGCAGGGAUAUGUCUCUGUCACGUAACAGCACAAAGCUCAUUUCCUACAACUAUUAAUGUCUCAUAUUUUCUCAAUCCUCUAAUAUUGGUCUGUACCUGUCCACAGCUCAGAGUGGAGAUGAUUAUAAAAGAGGAAUUUGAACCGGUAAUAUCGCCAGAUUUGCUUCGUCUCCGUCUAGGAUGAAUUUUUUUCUUCUUUUUUCCUUUUUUUUACGUUAAAAUUGAGGCAGUGCCACAUCUGCGACGAGCUCUAGAGCCAUUUAGUUCAGUGUGGAAAAGAUGGUUGGUGGUGUUUUUUGCUGCGGGUACGCAGCCAGUCAGUCAAAAAAAUCUUGCCUAUAACAGAGAUUUUUACUGCUAGGUGUGCUAUUUUACAAAAUGUGCUCGUGCCAUUGGUUGUGGUUUGGUAUAAGAUGUGAAACUUGUCACAGAAAUGUUGCAUUAAAUAGUCUUAUGAAUCUUGAUGAAGAUGCCUCUGUAGUUGUAGCGUGUAGAUGAUUCUGGGGGUUAGUAUCAUCCAAAAACUGUCUGUAUUAUUAAAAAACGCACUCUGCUGAUACUAAGAGAAACUCGACAAACUGUUUUUACAAGUAAGGCCAUAUCUGCUCAAAGGAAAAGAAACAUUUGACCAAGUAUUUGCAACCAAUUUUCAAUACAUAGGGGUGAUAUACAGUAGGUCAAAUCUUCCAUUAUGUUAUAUGAUAUCCAAACACUUAUAUACUGUAUAUUGUGAUUUUAUUUUGUAUUUUUUUUAACCCCAGACACUGUGUAGAAGAAAUAACCAGACAUUAAUGACUAAUUCAGUGAAUUUCAUAUGUGGCAAAAGUACUUCAUCACAUUGAUGCAAACUUCAUCAAUCAAUAUUGCCAAGAAAACUGAUUUGCAGGAUCUUCCACAAUAAUCUUGAAAUAUUGAAGAUGUAGCUGUCUCAGUAGAAAUAUUGUAUUUUAACAGUUGUCAUGCAGUAUAUACUGUAUAUAUGUGAAGGCCUAUAUUAGUAUAUUACGUGUAUGGUUAUAUCACCCUGGCCAACUUGACAGAUUCUUUGGACACAUUUUGUUCAGAGUGCAAUAAGUACCAAGGUUUGAUACCCAGCCCCAGUUUCAAGUUGAUUAUAUAGGCAUGUUGUUAGAAGAAGAAAAGAAGAACACAGUCAAGUGUUGGAGGAUGGUUACGUAGGUUUAAAGAGCAGACUGGAGAAACAUGCAGGUUCUCGGCUCUGCUGUAGGUUUUGAGAUAAAUGAUCCAAUGUUUUAGUGCUUGUAAUUUUAACACACUGAAGGUGCAUAAACCAUGAAUCAUAUUGUACAUGUAUAUUUCUAACAACUUUGAUCACUUUACAAUGCACAGAGCAUGCAAGUCAAGAUCAGGGCUAAGAGUCUUAAACUGUCUGUGCUGUACUGUGCUGCAAGUAGGCACCAUUGUCAUUAAUGUUGUGAGAGGCGAUUGUACAAUAAGACCUUUUUUUUUUUUCUUUCUCGUGGUGUUUUACAGAUUUCAGUGCAUGCUUGUGGAUAGGGGAAUCACAUCCUGCUGCAGUGCAGUUAUAAGUAGUUCCUUGGAGGCACUUGUGUAAGUGCGAUGCCUUGUGGCAACUUCAUCUUUGCAUCUGAAUAUGGUGCCAAAUUCCUUUUUUAAUUAUGUCUCAGCUGGGAAAGUCAAACUCACAAUGAGGAAUUGGAGCAGUAGCAGGACCUCUAAGGUGCUAUUGCUUCUCUCUCGGGGAAGCUUAAGAUGGCAUAUGAUUGAAUUUUCAUCCUCCUCAGUGCAACAAUGUAAUUUGCCAGUAUUUCAUACAGGACAAUGACUUUGCCCCCUGCUGAAGCAGCGAGGAAGAGAAAACAUUUUUCGGAGACACUGUAUUACAUUUCCCUCUCUCAGUCUCUGUCUUUCUGCUCUUUACUCGUGAGGCCUAUUUUUCAUGUGUUUUUAUUAUUCAGUAUUGUGGGAAUUGCUGCGCCACACACUGCCUGGGGGCGGAAGGAUUGUUCAACAUUUUCCGUUUGGUUUUUUUUCUACAUUUCCCUGCUGCUGCUGUUUGCUGCAGCAUUCCCAAAAUGGGGAAGAGAAAAAGAAGCAUCCACAUCUGAACAUGGUAAGAGUGAAGGUUGUGUUUCACUCCCAACAGCCUUAGGGUGUUCUUCUUGACUUUGAUUUGUCAGUGAAUUCUCUUCUUACACUUGAAAUAAUAUUUAAAUAGACCAUUUGUAUGAUUUCAGCUGAUGUAAUUUGUCUUUUUUUACCGUGUAAAUAAAGCUGUUGUCAAUGUCAAA